AUGAAUAUCUUUUUAAACGAGACAAUUAUUCAUUUUAUUGGACCUGUUGUUGAAAUUUAUUUUGCCAAACUAAUUAUUGAUUAUGCUAUAAUGGUCACAAUUGAACGAAAUAAUUCACCAACACCUGGAAGAGUUGAGAAUCCUGAUAUACCAAGUAACCAAGAAUCAA
Molecule: messenger RNA, 169 nt
Organism: Cetraspora pellucida
Lineage: Eukaryota; Fungi; Glomeromycota; Glomeromycetes; Diversisporales; Gigasporaceae
Source: the annotation of a GenBank genome assembly